Ipomoea nil (Japanese morning glory) is the source of this 1512-nucleotide messenger RNA. RefSeq lists its product as uncharacterized. The record is from RefSeq and is a predicted model, not a curated record. The coding region runs from base 1 to 1512 and encodes 503 amino acids. Lineage: Eukaryota; Viridiplantae; Streptophyta; Magnoliopsida; Solanales; Convolvulaceae. The transcript has a single exon.
AUGCAACCGCGUCGGACAUAUGCAGAAAGUGUGGCGAGCCAGACCCUAUCGAUCCAUGCGCAGCAGCAGCCGACGUUUGGCGGGGAUGAUGAUGGCGAGGACUCCGACGACGAAGCUGAUGAUGACCCUUUGUGCCCGACCAUCCGACUGACGAAGGAAGAGCUGGAGAUCAUCCGUGCACCCUGGAGGCGCGCGUUGAUCGUCAAGGUGAUGGGACGGACGGUGGGGUACGCGUACCUGCUCCGGCGACUGAAUUCGAUAUGGAAGCCGAAGGGCAGCCUGGACCUAAUCGCGCUGGACAACGGCUAUUUUCUGGUGAAGUUUGGAUCGAUGGAUGAUCUAGCGUUCGCAAUGUUUGAAGGCCCAUGGAUGGUGUUGGACCAUUACUUAAUCGUUAAGGAGUGGGAGCCGGAUUUCGAUCCAACAAAAGACACAACGAAGAAUAUUCUCGUCUGGGUAAGGAUUCCUAUUUUGCCGGUUGAGUAUUAUAAUUUUAUAUUCCUCAGGAAGCUAGGAAACAGGAUCGGGAGGACGGUGCGCGUGGAUCAGGCCACGAGCUUAGUCUCGCGAGGUAAGUUUGUCAGGAUCUGUGUCGAGGUUGACAUGCGGAAGCCAUUGAUAUCAAAGUUCACGUAUAAAGGCCGAGUGCGGUACGUAUCUUAUGAGGGGAUACACAUGGUGUGCUUUGCAUGUGGAGUGUACGGACAUUCAACGGAAGCAUGCCCACUCUCACGCGAGGCCACGGCGAAUCCCGAAGGGCAUGAGGCAGAGCAAACAUCUGAUGAGCGACCUCCGGCGAGAGAGCCUCCAGGUACGCCGUAUCAAGCUGCUCAGGACCCAAAGCUCCCGUUUGGCGCCUGGAUAUUAGCACCAAAGAGAGGAGGACGAACAAACGCAAGACAGUCGAACCGCCACCAGAGAUCGGAGGGAAACCGGAGGAACACAGGGGUGAACAGGAAGAGUGCUGGAGCCCAAUCAUCGAGAUUUGCCCCACUAAGGGAGGAAAAUGUGGAGGAGGAAGUGGACAUGGGGGACGAGGCCGGAGGCGAGCAGGACAUCACUGCUGGGGGUGCUCAAGCUAACGCGUCGGUAUCUCAGGCGGAACCAAGGCACAACUCGAUGCCGGCAACCGAGGGGGGAAGGCAAAGACGACCGAAUGUGAUUGCAUCAGAGAAACGGGUAGCUAACGAGCCCAUGGCAGCGCAAAACUUGACUAAUAAUGUGGAGGUAACAAAGUCAAAAGGCAGGCGAGAGUUGAGCGAGGGAUCAAGACGGGCGGCGGAGGAAAAUGAGCACCUGGUGGUUCGUGGUGAGAAAGGGGGAUUGGUGAUCAGCGCAACCCACGUGAUCUCCGACAACACGGCGGAGGACAUCCCAUCGCCGGUGUGGCAGUCCACCAAAGAGCACCCAAAUGAUCCACCAAGGCACUUGGAUGAUGAAGGAGAUGUGGUUAUGGACAUUGAAGAAGGUCCAGUGUUAUGCAGUGGGGUGGGUGACGUGGGUGUUCCAUGA